Microplitis mediator is the source of this 2851-nucleotide messenger RNA. Its product is annotated as splicing factor 3A subunit 2-like. The record is from RefSeq and is a predicted model, not a curated record. Bases 314 to 1138 code for a protein of 274 amino acids. The transcript has 3 exons. Lineage: Eukaryota; Metazoa; Arthropoda; Insecta; Hymenoptera; Braconidae.
GUCAUAAAAUAACUAUUGUUAUUAUAAUAUUUGUUGUGACGUCAAUAUUGUAAUUAUUUGUAUCCCUCCCUCAAUCGUCAGCUGAAAAAGAAAAAAGACUCUUGUGAUUCAUUCCCACACCGUUGUUUGAUGUUACUAUAUCGUGUACGUCAACUUUACGAAACUAUUCUAAAUUAGAAUAUUUAUUUUAUCCAUCUGUUUGUACUCACACAUAAUACGUUUAAUUAGAAAAUUAGCCUUGAAUUUAAUUAUUUUUGUUGCACAAAUUGCGAUAUCGGCAUCAGAAAUACUUCUGUUUUUUUUUAAACAAAAAAUGGAAUUCAAAAUAUGGAGCUGCUUCUUAGUGAUUUUGUUGGUUUCAUCAUGUAUUGACGGUGGAAGAGUCAAAAAUGCUGGGAAAGUCCAUAGUCGACCUAGUUCAGGUGGGUCGUAUCAUCCUUCCGGUGGAUAUCCAUCUCACACUGCAACGAACUAUCAUCCAAGUCAGAGCCACAAUCCCAGUUAUCAUCCACCAUCAAAUACUGGCUACCAUCCGCAGCCAAAUGCUGGCUACCAUCCACCGCCAAAUGCUGGCUAUCCGCAGCCAAAUGCUGGCUAUCAUCCCCCACCAAAUACUGGUUAUCAUCCAGCACCAGCUCAACCUGCACAAACAAUUAUAGUUGAAUCAGAGAAACGUGGAAUUGGUACCAUUGCCAAAGAAGCUGCUGUGGGUGCGGUAGUCAGUGCCGGAGUCAAUGCCGCUGUAAACAGAGUAAUUCCUGGAGGAAUUUAUGGCCACGGUUUCUCGGGAUCUUCGGGUUAUGCUCCAGCGCCAGCACCAGCACCUGCAGCACCUGGUGUAACACAUACUGAAAUUGUUUACAAUAAUUACUAUGGAAAUGGGACUGGUCCAGCUCCAGGAGAUCCAGCUGCUCAACAACCUUAUCCACAAGGUUUCCAACCUAAUCCAGCAGUUCCAGGUUCGGUUCCUCAGCCAUAUGUUCCACCGCAAAAUCCACCUAAUGGUAAUUAUUACGGAAACCCAGCAAGCUCUGUAACUUACAAAACAUCAACUAAUGCUGCUGGAUCAAUAAUUAAUAACAGCGGCCUUAUUGUUACACUUGUUACUAUAUUUAUCUUUGCUAAAAAUAUUUUUUAAUUAUAAUCUAAAAAUAAUUAACUAUUUUUAAAAUAUAUACUUGUAAUAUAAAAAUAUUUUUCGCAAUUGCUAAGGAUCAAUUUUGAAAGAACAAAAAUUUAUAAUUUAGUAGUAAAUUAACUUUCUUCCAUCCAUUAGUUUUAAUAUUUAUCACACGAUCAAGUAUUUUAAAACAGUAUGAUCAAUUAUUAAACGUCGGUUAACUUCUGUAUCAUUCAAACAUGACCCUGAAGUUAGCAUACAAUUAAUAAUUUUUGUAUUUUUUUUUGCAAUUUAAUUUUUAAUAAAAUAAAAAGAAAAAUAUGCACAGGUAGAAAAUAAAAAAAUCUGUAAGUGUAAUUUUUUGAAAUUUUUUUGUUUCAAAUCUAUUGGUUUUAAAAAAAUCAAAAGUUAUAAGACGUCAGCUAAUUUCAGUUUCAUACAACAGUACCAGGGUGGCCACGAACCGGGAAAUAUCGUGGAAAUGUCAGGGAAUUUCGAAAAGUAUCCGGGAAUAAAAUUGUAACAGUUCAAAAUUUAAAAAAUUUUAAAUUCUUCACUAGUUAUAAAAACUAAGGUAUGUUAAAAAAAUCUCAAAUUUUAAAGUGAUUUUCAACAGAUUGUAACUCAAAGGAAAAUGGUCAUACGACAAAAACAAAAAAAGCAAAUUGUAGCUUCAAGUGUCUAGUUUUCUGAUCUGGUCUUUAUAUUUUUUUAUUAUGUGCGGUUCCCGAGUAAUCCUAAGAAAACUAUCGAAAAAGAAAUUAGCCAAAUUUUUGGUCGUCUUAAAAACGGUCUCCGAGCUUCAAUAAAUUUUUUUCGAUAAUUAUGAUUGAUUUUUGAUUGCUCCGGAACCCUGCAUAAUAAAAAAAUUUUAAGACCAGAUCAAAAAACUAGACACUUGAAGCUACAGUUUGACUUUUUGUUUUUAUUGUACGACCAUUUUCCUUCGAGUUACAAACUGUUGAAAAUUACCAAAAAAUUUAAAAUUUUUUUAAUAUCGCUUAGUUUUUGUAACCAGUGUAUUUUGAAUUUAUUUAAAUUACAAAAUUUCUUAUGAAAUAUUUUAACUUAUACAUUUUUAACAUCGAAUAAUCAAAAGCAGGCAAUAUUAAUUUAUUUUAUUGCCAUUUUUUUCUGGUUUCUCGCAUGAUUUAAUUAUCAAAUUUAAUUAUUAAAAUUGAAAAUAAAAUAAAAACUUUGAAUAUCUAAAUAAUACGAAUAAAAUUUCUAAAUCAGGAAAAAAUGUGAAAAACUUUACUGGAAAACCGGGAAAUAUCAGGGAAUUUUGAAAUAAUUUCUCCGUGGCCACCCUGUUGAUAUAAGCUUAUAAAAAUUGAAUGACAUAAUAAAUUAUGAUAAGUCAAUAUAUGUCUAGAUUAAAAGCAAAAAGCUAUUGCUUCACAAUAUGAUAUACUCCGUUUUUUAUUAUAAAAUCAAACUUUUAUAAUAUUUGAAUUUUUAAAAGUAUUUACAAUAAUUGUUACACAACGCCGUUAUAGAAUCAAAGUCUAUUUUUAAUACAAUAUACAUAUUUUUUAUUGUAGACAAGCUUUUGCGCUAAAGUAUUUUAUUUUAAAUUAUAAAAUUGUACAAUUAAUCUUUAAAAAAUUAACAAACAUAAAUAAAACUUGUAAUUAAACUCCUCGAAAAUAAAAUAAUUGUUAUUUUAAUCAGUAUCGAUCAAAAGUAUUGGCGGGAUUUUUGAAUAAACAUAUUUAUCAUUUUUUAAAA